Molecule: messenger RNA, 1185 nt
Organism: Arctia plantaginis
Lineage: Eukaryota; Metazoa; Arthropoda; Insecta; Lepidoptera; Erebidae
Source: the annotation of a GenBank genome assembly
AUGGCAAUGUGGUCAGUGUUUACCCUCUUCGCCAGCGUUUUGCUGGCUUCUACACAGGCACAGAACACGGAAACUACAGGCGAGUUCACGCCUGUGGUCACAGCAACAUGCAAGACAGGAAUAAUGGCGAUAAACGUGUCGUUCAAUCAACCCUUCACCGGUGUGGUACAUGCCAGAGAAUUCAGAACACCGGCAUGUAUGGCCUUGGGUAACGGCACCGAAUCACUCAGCUUUGACAUCAACUUGAUAGCAGCACAAGGAUCACCACAGUACUGCGGCGUCUUUUGGAAUAAUCGUACAGAUGAACGGUCAUUGCCGUUGGCGGUUCGUGUUCACAGAACUUUGGAGCUGGCUGACGACAAGUUUUAUGUCAUUACUUGUGGCAAGGCAGGCUUCAGAAAUGCACGAAACGAAACUUCACUAGUAUCUCUGCGAAUGUUAGAUUCACAAGGUAGAAAAGUUCUGAAUGCUGCGUUUGGUCUCCCUUACACGCUACGAGCUGAGAUCAGCAAACCUGAUGGAACACAUGGAAUUCGAUUAAAAAACUGUUUUGCGUUCAACAUGCGAAAUAAUACAGUGGAUCUUCUAGACAGCAAGGGAUGUCCAGUGAAACAACAAUCGGUGGUGGUGAAGUCAGAGAGCGGGGUAGCCGAGCUAGCGAUAGCAUCUAUGUUCCGGUUUCCGGACUCUUCGCAGGUCAACUUUCAGUGCGACGUGUCCCUUUGUAGAGGAACAUGUUCAGCAAUAGACUGUAGUACAGAAUCGAGUUUGGAGAAAACUGACGAGGAGAGUACUGUUACUGCCUCCACUGGCAUCUUCGUCCUUGACCCAAACGAUGCUGCAGUAGCAGCAUUGGCGUGUACGGACAGCAGUGUGCGUCCGCUGUGGCUGCUGUAUCUCGCCAUCGCCCUCGGCGUCAUGUUCAUUGUCAUGCUGCUUAUCAACUGCUUCCUAUGUACGGCUAUGACUUGUUCAUGUGCAAGAACUGAUGUAAUUGAGAAGGAUCCCUCCGUGGUGGAAGACUACGAUCCGUACCGAAGCUGGCACGGAAGUCAAUAUGGGAGCCGAUAUCCAUCCUCCACUAUACAUUCUACAAGGUCAAUCUCGGACAAUAGUGACCACUACGCGAUAGUGCAAUCAAGGCCAGGCAGUCGACAUUCCGGCAUGCACCGAAAUAGACAUUGA